Molecule: messenger RNA, 3069 nt
Organism: Ylistrum balloti
Lineage: Eukaryota; Metazoa; Mollusca; Bivalvia; Pectinida; Pectinidae
Product: transcription initiation factor TFIID subunit 4-like
Exons: 14
Coding region: 1-3069 (1022 amino acids)
Biological process (GO): transcription initiation at RNA polymerase II promoter; DNA-templated transcription
Cellular component (GO): transcription factor TFIID complex
Molecular function (GO): DNA binding; RNA polymerase II general transcription initiation factor activity; protein heterodimerization activity
Source: RefSeq, a predicted model, not a curated record
AUGGCGACCGCCAAUUUUAUCGACGAUUUGAUUACCUCUGAGAUAGAUGAAAGUGCCGUUAGUGCCUUAGUUGGUGCAUUAGAAGGACAAUUGGCUUCCCCUACACACAAGGAUAACUCACAGUCGAUAUCAGAGUCUUCUAUAAAUAAUAAUCAUAUCACUACAGCAAGCACUCCGGUAGCUUGUACUGCAUCAUCUUUCAACAUUGUACAGACCACCAAUGUAACACAGGGACUAAAAGGUUUGUCUUUACCAAAUAGUGUGACUGUGAACUCUGUCACGAGUCCAUUGGUGAAACUGACCCAAUCAGACCCCCAGAUCAUUGGUAUUAAUUCUAUAAUAAACUCAAACAAUGUUGCAGCAUCUAGUAACAAUACUCAAAGUAACAGGGAAUCCCCUGUACCAAACUCGAGCCGAGUUGUAAACAACCAGCAUGCUGUCAGAAUAGUACCGAACACUCAGCCACUAGUGAAUUCAAGAAGUUCUCCUUUACCCCAAGCAGUAGUCAAUUCCAGUAGUUUAGUGCAUACAAACCACGUACAGAGUGCAAAUUCGCCACAAAUAGAUCUAAACAGGACUACUCAUUCUCCUAAUGUAAAUACAAGAAUUGUCAUUUCAAAACCAGGUGAAACAGUAGUUGACCAGAAAUCUGUGAUAAUACCACACGUUACAUCAAGUGCUGGAGGAAUCACCAUUCCACAACAAUUUUCUAGUCAGCAGGAUGUAGUGUUAAAACCAGGACAUAUUAUUUUGAAACAUGACCAGGUAAAUUCUGGGAAUGUAAAUGCUUUAAAACAAGAGCGUGUAACGACUAUCAAACAAGAAGGCUCUAUGAGCUCGCAACAGCAUAAUCAGUUUUUGAUAAAAAAUGAUCAACAAACUACGAGAAGUCCCAUCUCGAAUGUGAAACAUGAAGGCUCACCGACAAUUCAGACAAUACAGACAGUUCAUGGAGCACAACAAAUUCAAACUGGAUCUGUACCUACAGUUGCUGGUAGUCAAAUCACACAGGCAACAAAUGUUCAUAUAGUUAAUGCACCAAUAAAAGGUGGUGUAGCAGGGAACCAAAGUGUUAUUACAGUGAGGACUCCAGGACAUACACAGCCUGGUCAGGUUGUGAUGCGUCAGCAAGCGCCACAGUCGAGUGGUGUGCCUAUGCAUGUGGUUAGUGUCAGUGGUUCCAAUGUGGUGCCAAGAUUCACAAACAGUAAAGGCGCAGUAGCACGGGUGGCAACUGCUUCACCUGCACGACCACAGCAAAUCAACAUAGCACCUCGGCCAGGAACCACAGCGGGAACCAUCACAUUGCCUACGGGGAUGUUACCUCCUGGUGGGAUGUUGAUGAAGAAUGAACAAGGUCAGUUUAUGAUUGUCACUGCUAACCAAGGGGGAGUACAACAGGCAGUGUCUACAACAAUGGUUAGUUCUACAACAGGUCACCGAAUACAGUAUGUGAGGCCUCCUACCACAGUCCAAGCUCAUGCACGGCCUCCUACGACUCAGAUAGUCACCAUCCAACACCCGUCUGGUACGUCAAUAGCUGGCCAACACCAGACAGUACUCCGUCAGACCGUCCCUUCCUCAGGAGCCCCAACACUUGUGUCUACAGCAUCAAGCCAGGUGGUUCAGACUGUUGUUCGGGCAACCAACCCCAGUAUGGCACCAAACACCUCAACAACUCCUGGAACAAGCCAAAGUUCUGGUCAAGUCCAGCAGCAGCCUCUAGAUAAUGUGAAAAAAUGUAAAAAUUUCCUCUCAACAUUGUUGAAGCUUGCAGCAGGACAACCCAAAGAAACUGUCAAAAAUGUUCGAGAGCUCAUCCAGGGUCUCAUUGAUGGUAAAGUGGAACCUGAGGCCUUUACAGAAAGAUUACAGGCAGAACUUAAGUCAUCCCCCCAGCCAUACCUAGUCCCAUUCUUAAAGAAAAGUCUGCCUCUCUUGCGUAAGUCACUGAUACAGAACAAGAUGUCAAUAGAAGGUGUAAGAGCACCACCUAUGUCUGUCCUGCAGCAAAAUGUGAUAAUACCCUCAGCAGCAACAUCAGUGGGCCAAGUACAAAACCAGAUCCCUCAUCUUUUAAACACAGCCAAAAGUCAGCCAGGGAUGAUUCAGGUGCAGCAUAUACAGAAAAGUGUGGCACACAACCGGGGCAGCAUACCAAAGACAGUGGUUACUGGACGGGUUCCAGGGGCUCAUGGGGCUCACGGGGUCCAGGGACUACCCACAGUCAACACUGUACAGGGACAAACAAAGUCACAUGGCAGCACAGCGGGUCACCGUGAAAAACCGAAAUAUGACUCCCUCAAAGAUGAUGAUGACAUCAAUGAUGUAGCAACUAUGGGAGGUGUGAACCUGUCAGAAGAAUCCAAAAAUAUCCUUGCCACAAAUGCAGAUUUCAUUGGCACACAGAUACGCUCAUGUAAAGAUGAAGCCUUUCUUCACCAUGCAACUUUACAAAGUCGGAUUAGUGCUAUAGCAAAGAAACAUGGUGUAGACGAGGUGUCAACAGAUGUGAUUAAUCUUGUGUCUCAUGCUGCUCAGGAACGGAUGCGAGAUGUUUUAGAAAAGUUAGCGACAAUAGCAGAACAUAGAAUAGAAAUAUAUAAAAUGAAUGAUAGGUUUGAAGUAACAAAGGAUGUGAAGUCUCAGUUAAAGUUUAUAGAAGAGCUUGACAAGUUAGAAAAGAAAAGGCAUGAGGAACAAGAAUGGGAAAAAAUAAUGAAGGCAGCCAAGAGCCGAUCAAAACAUGAAGAUCCAGAACAGCAGAAAAUUAAACAAAAGGCCAAAGAGUUACAACAAGCUGAGAUAGAACGAAUGAGACAAGCGGAAGCAAAUCUAACAGCACUAGCAGCAAUAGGGCCUCGAAAGAAACGGAAAACUGAUUUUGGGGAGUCAAGUCAGGGAAGCUCAGGAGGAUUGAAUCUGUCCAAUGGUUUAGGAUCAUCAUCAUCCAGAUCUACGUCCAGACCAAGGAUUAAAAGAGUAACGUUAAGGGAUGUUCUCUUCUUCAUGGAACAGGAAAGAUCCAUGUGCAAAUCUAAGGUUCUCUAUAAGACAUUUUUAAAAUGA